AUGGACGAAGACGAAGACGCGUCCAUGAUGUCGGUCGACGACAUUUCGUCGUCCACGGAUCCACUCCUCGAGACGGCCGCCACCCCAGCGUCUCGCUCCGUGACACCGGCGAUUCCAGCUCGCCAACCCGCAUCGGCGCGUCGCGGUUCCCGUAGAAACCAGCAGCCCACUCCGCGAACCCAGCGAGUCCAAGCCCUUCGAGAAAGCACGCCGAGAAAGCGCAUGUUCGAGUUGGACGUUGGAGACGCGCGAUCGCCCCAGCGCCUGCUGGUCACUGUCGAAGCCGAAAGCUCGAGAGUCACUUCAAGAAGCAGUGUUAGUCGCCGUCUGUUUCAACACUCGACGCCGACCGCUCGCAGCAUCCGCGAAAGAGAAAGAACAACUUCGGUCACGGUUCCCUUGCGCGGCGUGGAGGGUGAUGACGACGAUGAGAUUACUCGACUUGGCGAGUUUGUUACACCGAGGCCGCGCGGAAGGCCACCACGAACAGCUACUCCAGGCACGGCCUUGCGCUCCGAGACACCAAAGACGACAACUCGCCCGAUGCGACCAGCGACCCCCGGAUUUCAACUGCGCGAAGCACGCUCCUCGUCAAAGGAUGUCUUGGAUUCAGAUGUCACAAUCGAUUUUAGCAAGCUCGGGUUUACACCAGGGACAAAGCGGCGGAUCAGCUUGACACCAGGGCCCAGCAGUCGUGCGCCAAAGCGGAGAAAGGGUGUUUCGUCGCCAGUAAGACAGCCUAGUCUGCUGGGUCCAGGCUCUGCGCGAAGGAAACGAGGCCGGCCGAGGAAAGAUUCAAUUGCGCACGACCAGUUUUCCGCCCUCAUAGACCGAGAUCUUACGGCGCUCAAAGAAGACGACUCCGAUCAUGAGCCUGGGCCCGAAGCGGAAUCCAGUCGCGACCAACAAGACCGAAACCGAGGUCGAGACCAGAAUCAAGAACAUACCCGUCGCGAGCACAUUUUUCAACGAGUACCGUCAAACGUCAUCUUGGGCAAUACGGGUGUUGGUGCUCCCUCAAGUGAUGCCCCUGGGCCUGAUGAGUCGGAAGGCGACCUGUGGCUGGACAACUCGUUCAAUCCACCUCAGGAUACACCGGCCGCUCGACGGUGGAACGGGGCACCAAGAGCGCAAUCCUCUAGGGUGGAACAGCUGCGACCGGAACCCGCGCGUCAACAAACGCCCCAGCUGGAAUCAGAGCUUUCGCACGGGGAUGAGUAUGUCGAGUUCGCAGACUUUGGUGGCGGCGAAUCGCAUAGCGACAUCGAAUCGGGACUCGAGGAUGACAAUGCGACCCCGAGGGAUACACCGGUUCAGCCAACAGAGACUAGGUUGCCAGGCGAAGAAUUCACCAUGAUAGACCCGUAUUCGCUACUAUCUAUGCAGCAGAAUUCGAGCUAUGUCGAGGAACAAGGGCACGGAGGAGCGCAAAACAAGGAUACCCGCGACGGAGAUACGACAAGUUUCUACAUCAGUAAGACGAUCGGGUCGUUGCGGAUAAGUCAGCAGGAAUCGGACGAGCGAUCAAGUCACAUCAGGACAAUCGAUUAUUCUGUCAAUCCCAAUUGGACGACUACACCCAGGGCACCCGUUCCCAGUUACGAUCCGCUAUAUCGAUACUCGACAGGCGAUAAUAGGGGAGAGGCCGAGGUGGUAGAGGAAGAAGAGGAAGAGGGGGAUGCGCAUGAGCGCAGCGAGUCUCUGGAAAGGCACCAGAAUCGACCAUAUCCAGGAGCGGAACAAGAUUCAGAACGGGAAGAGCAAGACCGGGACUCGCGUCGGGAUUCGCAACGGGAUCGCGAACUAGAGUCGGAACUUGCGCUCGAGCCUGGGUCCGAUGCUGGGUCAGAACCAAAAGUAGACUCGAGAUCUGAACGUGGAAAGGAGGCGGAAUCACAACAUGAGCCUGCACUUGAGCCCGAAGAAUCCGACAUAUGGUUUCAAAAAGAACCACGAAGGCGGCAACAACGAGAGCUGCGAAAGGGGAAAACACAUGAACCAGAACCCGAACCUGAGCCAGAACCCGCGUCAGAAUUCAAUACUUGGGUUCGGGCAGAACAAAGACAAGAACAUCAAUAUCGAACACAGUUGGAAUCUAGCCUUUUGCAUCAGCGGCAAGCAAAUCGAACAAGUCGACUGGAACGCGAACGGGAACUAGAACUCGAGCAAAUAGCUGGGAAUACGCCGGACUUCGAGCCCUUGCCUGAGCAGCGGUCCGAAUCACUGCAAGAACCUGAACGUGAGCCGGUUUCUGAACCUCACCUUGAGGAAGAACAGGAGCAGGAGCAGGAGCUUGAGGAUAAUCUGGAGUAUGAGCGACAACAGGAAAGUGAAGCAGAAGCACGGCAGGAACAAGCACAACAGCCCCAGUCAAGGCGGGUAAAGUCACCACACCAACAGAAAGCCCGGUCGCUUGAAAGACAACUGGAUGUAGAUGUCCGUGGUGAUGUUGGGGUGGAUUCGUCAAACCGCUCUGUGGACUAUGACCAAUGUGAAAUACAGGAAUCAAGUGUCCUAUAUCACGGCCAUCUUCGACGAGAAUCGCGAGGCGCUCUGCCACCUGAACCAUCAAGUCCGUUAUUUAGAAAAUCUCAGACAGAUGUUCAGCAUCAGACAACAAAGACAAGUAUUCAGCCCUCUGUCGAGCGGCCUUCAUCUGUGAAUAACACCCUCCCCUUACAUGCAUCGAACAGUAUUCUGACACCUGAUAAGACACCAUCUCCUGUCCCUCCAGAACCUCGCGACUACGACUUCCAGGACGACUUCGGUACUCAUGCCAACGUAGAGGCAGACAUCGACGACGCUGAGCUUAACGAUGAUGAGCAAAGACAGCCCACCGAGUCUACCGAGCCCACUCCAGACGAUGAAAUGCCUUCCUCUCCCCCAACUGGAAGUUUUUCUCGACACGAGCAGCAGCGCCCCGAACCUCCAUUAUGCCGAGUCAGAUCCAACUCGAACGAGACCCCGGCCGACCGACUGACAUCUUUGGCCCCGCCAGGUCUUCCGGCACUUAACCCUCAGAACUUGAUGCCCCCACCUGACUCACAAAACCGGCCGGCUCUAUCUCCAAUCAUCAGAGCUGGUGAAGCACUGCAACAGGUAACCUCGGACCCUCCGUCGCCUCCAGGUAUGGGAAGCUUUCUGCGCAGUCCCUUCCGAGGGGUGCCUGAGGUCAAAGACAGCCGAUCACCCUCACCGUCGGCCUCCAGAGCUUCUCAACUCCAGCCUCAAUCCCAACCGCAGGCUCAACCCCAAUCUCAGCCGUUGCCCCAAGCCCAGUUUGAGAAUGCCCGUAAUCAGCCUGAAAGAUCUGGAUUCGGCUUGUUUGGCUCGAUAAAAAAUCUGGUAGCCCAAGGAGCGCAAGUUUUAUCGCCACGGAAUGCUUCGAGGCAGGCUUCCAUUAAUACCGGGGAAAGCUCCAGACAAGCAUCAGCCACUGCUGGCGCGACUAGUUCCAUGGACAUCGCCAUGGACGACCCGUUUGGUCCAGAUCCACCCGGUUCUUCUAGAGGAAGCACCGGGCGCAACUCGCUCUUUGGCAGCAGGAUGAGCAAGCGCGAUUCCGGUAGUCAAGACGCCAGUGGCACUGCUAGUGCCAGUGCCAGCUUCGAGAAACAAUCUCAGGCCAGCGCUAGCCUUGAGAGACAAAGUCGCGCGAGUAGCAGUUCUGACAGGCAGGCUCAUGGUUACAAUGGAUUUGGAAGGCAGUUUGAAGGUAAUGCUGGCUUUGACAGGUGGAGUCAAGUUAAUGCUGGCACUGGCAGUCAACGCCAAGUCUUCGGCGAACCAUAUGCUCAAGGCAGCACCGCCGGCUUUGAAAGAUCGGCACAAGCGGACGCUAAUCUUGGUGGACGAAGUCAGGCCAAUACCAGCUUUGACCGACAAGCCGAUGCAAGCACAAGUUUCGGCAGAUCUCAAGUUCAGGCUAGCAGCAGCCAUGCCAUAAAGCAACCUUCAGUGACUACCAAAUUUGACAGACAGCGUCAAGCAAACAACAGCUUCGAACAUCAGGAAGCUGAGGCUAGCACUACUAACGACAGACAAGCCCAAUCCGAGACGAGCUUCGCGAGCCAACGUCAAGCGAGCACCAGUUCUUCCACCCGACAACCUCAAGCCAACCCCACCUUCGGCAGCACCAAAAGGGCUGCUUCCUCCAUCUCCGAGCCCGAGCGCGAACGCGAACAGCGCGAGCAUGAACAUGAGCAUGAAGCCAUGGACUGGCAAGCAGAGGAAUCCAGUCACAGUCACGAAAUCAACGUGACCCGUGACAGGUCCGCCUCCGCUAGCCUUGGUUUUCACAACAGCAGCAGCCAUCACAAUAGCUCUGGAGAACGAGAACAUACUGCUACUCGAGAGGAAAACUCUACUCGGAGAUCAGGAUCAGUCCAAAAAGAUCAUGAUCAUCGGGAGCCUUCCGAACCCGAAGCUCAUCGUGAUUAUAAGAAAGUCGUUGAGGUGGAAACGGUCACAGAGGAGAGAGAGGAAGAAAGAAUCUGGGGAUCCUACGGAGGUGAUGCCAGGGCCAGGUCCAGCUUCAGGGAGAGUAGUAGUAAUAGUGAUUCUGGCAGGAGACAUGGACGGCCGGAACACUCUACCUUGAGAAGAUCAGUAGGAGAAGAGCGAGAGCAGGAACGGGAAAGGGAACCAAAGGCUCGCUUUAGGGAAAGCGUCGAAGUCGAGACGGUGACUGAAGAAAGAGAGGAAGAGCGGAUUUACGGAGGAGGUGAUGCCAGGUCUAGCAGCUUCAGGGAGAGUAGUCAUUCUUCUAGGAGACACGGACAUGGACGGGAUGGUCACCGACAUGGUUCUUCUCGGCACAGGUCUUCGGAAGAGCGGGAGACGACAAGGGAAGAACGGGAACGAAGCGAAGCAAGGGAGCGGGGAAGGAGAGAGGUGACGGAGGAGAUCGUAGAAGAAGUCCGGGAGGAGGAGUAUGAGCAUGGGAGCGAACACUGUCACUCGGGUGGUCGUCCCUCGAGUGGUCGUGAGGAGGUGGAGAGCUACCGACAUGGGAGCUCCCGUUCUGACCGAUCUGACCGAGGUAAAGCCUCGUCUUCUCGACAAAGGUCGGAAGAGCGAGAGACGAGGGAAGAUCGGGAAAGGAGAGAACAAGGGGCGAGAGAGGUGACCGAAGAAAUUAUGGAGGAGGUCCGGGAAGAGUAUGAGCAUGAGAGCGAACACUACCGCUGGGGCGGUCAUGGUGAGGAGAACCGCCGACAUGGGUCCUCCCACUCCAACCGAUCCGACCGAGGUAAAGCCUCGUCUUCUUCUUCUGGGGAACGUGGUCACCGCCAGCGAAGUUCUGGCGAACGAGAAGCGAGGGAAGUGCGCGAGAUGACAGAAGAAAUCGUGGAGGAGGAGCGGCAUGAGUAUGAAGAGGAAAGAGGAGGCCGCCGUUCUAGUCACGUUGAAGAGAGUCAUCGCCACUGGUCACGCGGGCCGCGCGGGUCGCAGUCCAGCCGAGCUAGCGAUUCUAGGCAAAACGACCACAUGCGCGGCUUAAAGGAACGGGAUACCAGAGAGGUGACUGAAGCCGAGGACGAGCGGCAUGAGUAUGAAGAGGAAAGAAAAGGGCAGCACUCGGGCUUUGUGGAAGAAAGCAGUCAGAGACAAGAGUCCCAUUCCGGCCGAGGCGGAGAUUCCUGGCGGCGUGACCACCAGCGAAGUUCGGCAAAGCCAAAGAGGAGAGAGUCGGAGGAAGCCCGAGAUGACUUUGCAAAGGAAGGUCAAGAGCAUCGGGCGAGUCGUGGUUCGGAGACAAGUCGUCAACGCGAGUCGCUCCUUGGGCGUGGCAAGACUUCCUCGCGAAGUGAUCAACUGCGAGGCUUGGGAGAGGCUCAAGCGACUGAAGUGGAAAGGGCACGCCAUGAUGACUUUACCGAACGUGAAUACUACAAUACUCCUCAUGCGGAAGAGAGCCAUCAACGUGAAGAAUCUCCGCUUGAACAUCGAAGAGACGAGCACGAGCACGAGCACGAGCAAGACCACCGGGAGGAUUAUAUGGAGGAAGAAGAAGAGGGCCAUCACCAAGCUCAGCAAGGGGAACAAGCAAGGGAGCAACAUGAAGAGGAGGAAGAGGAGGAGGAGGAUCUUUUCCUCCUCGAAGCCAUGCGUUCAUCUCCCGCAGUCAAAGCCAAAUCCACCCUAAAGGAGAACGAUCCUGCCAGCUUCCUUCCCUCAACUCAUCAGCUCCAGCCUAGCUCCCGCUGGCAUUCCAACAAGAGUCAAAUGGUUCGGGAUCAGUUGAACACAGCCGCAGACAAGAGUGAUGAGCUGGAAGAGUUUAGCCUCCUUCAUUCCAGUCGGGCCAAGAAGUUCCGGCCUGCGUUGAAGCCCGUUCCGAACAAGAAAGCGAAUCUCUCGAGCUUCUUCUCGUCGCCUGCACCUAUUCCGGAAAUCAGUUUACAGGGUCCAGAGGGUAAUGCUUCUCUUCGACCUGGGCCCGAAGUGCUCGAUAGGCAAAGUCAAGCCAAUGGCAAGGUGUCAUCUGGUCCGGGAGCCCUUUCGGAGCGGUCACAGACUCUUCCUACAGGUCAGGAAGCUGAGAGGAAGCUUGGAACGACUCCCACAGGCCGCGUUCCAUCAUCUCAGCGUCUCUCUGUGCCAGUUUCCCAAAAGCCGUUCCAGCCUUCACCUCUGGGUACAGCGCCCGUGUUAUCAGGGCAAUCCUCCCGACCCUUGCAACCGGCACAACGUGUACUUCGACACUCUUCCUCCAUCAUCGGUUCCUCUUCACCACCACAGUCUGGCAGCAUCUACACCCCGGUCCCGCAGAAACAGAACUUCACUCCAGUGCGACGCGAACCAGGCGCUAAGCUCCCCUUGUUCGAACGGGGCGGCGGGACUAAGCCCAGCACUGUCACGACCUUGCCUCUCAAAGACAACGACUCAGGCUCAGGCACCACUCCGAAUUCGAUAACUGACAAACCUAAGCAGUUGCUCUUUGGUCUUAAGGAGUCCAUUUCCAAGCUGUUCUCGGACCCGCCCGCUAAGAGCGUUGAGUACGGACCGGAGAACGACAAUGAAGAAGAGCAAGAGCCUGAAGAAGACAUGGACGACUAUGACGAGAUAGUGGAACUCGAGGAAGAACAAUCAUCCACCGAGGAAAGCUUCGAACCACCUCCGCUUCGAACUCUACCCGACAAGAACUCUUCCCCUAUCAAGUCUGCCUUGCGACCGCCGACCAAGGGCCAUACGCCCGGCCGCGCGGUGCAGUUUGCCAACAGUGUCCGACAGUCGCCUACUCCUCGGCGCAGCGCAGACGUCCAACAGAGGCGGCCUGUAUUCGGGGGCCGUUCCACUCCUGUGAUUAUCACCAGCUCGCCCAGUACCCACACGGAGAGCAGUCCUGUUCCUAGUCCUGCGGGCUCGGAGAGGAUUGAGGAGAAUGCGCCUGGGGGGUAUGAGGAGGAUUACCAGGACGAGGAACAGCAUGAACUGGAUGACGCGGCGGAUACGGACAUGGACAUGGACAUGGAUGAUGAUAUUGAAUGGUACGAGCAUAAACCGGCGCCAGCACCAGUAGUCCAAGCACCAAGACCUGCGCCUCCAUUCCCUCGCCCACUGAGCCCUGGACGAGGACGGCAACGGCAGCAGCAACAGCAACAGGAAUUACAACCACAACAACAACAACAACAAUCACAAGUUGCUGCUGCACCACGUCAACCACCAGCAGCACAACCGCCGCUCAUCAAACCUACAUCCACCCUCGAAAACUCCCCCGUCAUCCGCUCGGGCGUCUCUCUCUUUGGCUACGGUCGCCGCAAAUCACUACCGCCUCCUAUUCCGCCUUCCAACCGUAACAUCGUCACGCCUCUGCAGCCGCUUUAUCCCUCUCUCCCACCAGUUUCCUCUUUCGGGCAGCAACAACAACAACAAAAACAAUCCUCUCAGCCAUCAACCUCGACCUCAACCUUGACCUCUCAACACCAUAACGGCCAAGCCUCCACCGCUGCUUCCACCGCUGCUUCCACCGGUACUUCCACCACCACCACAUCUCACCACCACCAACAAGAACAACACCUCCCCCCACCAACCCACCUCUGGAGCACCUCCCACUGGGACAUCCUCUCCUCCGUCAUCCACGCCCACCGCGCCCUCCAAUCCCAAUCCCAAUCCCAAUCCAAAGGCAAAGGCAAACAACGGGCCGCCGCCCCCACCCAUCUCUACUACCCUCACUCCCCCACCCUCUCCUCCUUUCUGCACCAAACGUACCGCCCCUCCCCUCAACAAACCACCUACGACCCCGUCACGCGUUUACCUAUUGACGAGUCGGUGGUGAUUGAGCAAUGGCAUUUGGACGUCGUGUACGAGUUUCGGGAGAUGUUUAGACGGGCUUGGGGAACGGAUGAACUUUACGGGGGUGUUUUUGCGAUGGAUGAACAGGAAAAGGGGGGGUGGAGUGAGGGGGAGUUGGUCAGACGGGUGUAUGCGUUUUUGGUGGGGGAGAGGAGGAGGAGGGAGGGACGGGUUGAUAGGGGGAGGAGAAGAAGGGGGAGGGGGGUCGUUUGUUAG
This is a messenger RNA of Neurospora tetrasperma FGSC 2508, 8514 nucleotides long. RefSeq lists its product as uncharacterized. The coding region runs from base 1 to 8514 and encodes 2837 amino acids. NCBI's taxonomy places the organism in Eukaryota, Fungi, Ascomycota, Sordariomycetes, Sordariales, Sordariaceae. The transcript has 2 exons. The record is from RefSeq and is a predicted model, not a curated record.